This is a messenger RNA of Magallana angulata, 848 nucleotides long. RefSeq lists its product as uncharacterized. Bases 30 to 833 code for a protein of 267 amino acids. Lineage: Eukaryota; Metazoa; Mollusca; Bivalvia; Ostreida; Ostreidae. The record is from RefSeq and is a predicted model, not a curated record. The transcript has a single exon.
CCUUGGAACACACUUCUGAAGAACUUGAUAUGCAGGAGCAGAAAAUCAAGGACAUGUUUGAUGCAGGUGAAGGAAAAUACUCAUGUGUUGAAUGUCGGCGACCUUACAAGACACUUGGACAUUUGAAAAAUCACCUUGUAAGAGAAAACGAGUGGCAGCUGUAUCAACAGAACCAAGAUGCUGGUGAAAAUCUUGAUCGAGUCGCCCUUUAUAGGGCAUCAUUUAUGAAAUGCGCUCUUUUACUUAGAGACACUAGUGAUGCCUAUCAACUCGGAGAUGGUAAUAGAAUUAUGAACAAUUCUAAAUUUCAAAUGCUUCUCUCAGGGAUCGGACAUCACACAAAAUACCAAUUAUGGCUAUUCAGAUUUUUAGCAAAUUAUCACUGCUUGCUUAGUCCGAGAGAAGCGUACGAGUACAAAGGGAACUGCACUACCAACUUAAAAGGAGGAGCAGGUCAUAACAUUCCCAAUGAUAAUUUGGUAGAGAUUUUAGUUUUUCGCCUUAAAGCAAAGCUGCAAUCCCAAGGAUCCAAUGUAACUUAUGAAAGUGCCCGAAAAACAGCAUUAACUCUCCAAAUUCAGGAUGAGAUUAGGGAAAAUUUAAUUGAAAAGUCUGGCCUGAAAAAAUCUGGCACCACUCGCCCAGCCCGUACCAACAACGACAUUGUUCUUAUGGUGAAUGAGAUGUCUGCUGGAAAUGUGUUCAGUUAUAUUCCAGGGAGAAAAUAUAAAAAUUUUAAAACUUUUUGUGACAUGUUUUCAAGAAUAAACGUAGUAGAUUUGCACAAGUGGUUAUGUAAACAAAAAGAGAGACUGUCUUUCGAAACCAUAUGAGGAUAUGUCAUGUAA